Teleopsis dalmanni is the source of this 1599-nucleotide messenger RNA. RefSeq lists its product as uncharacterized. NCBI's taxonomy places the organism in Eukaryota, Metazoa, Arthropoda, Insecta, Diptera, Diopsidae. The transcript has 4 exons. Gene Ontology annotation, molecular function: nucleic acid binding. Gene Ontology annotation, biological process: DNA integration. The record is from RefSeq and is a predicted model, not a curated record. Bases 1 to 1599 code for a protein of 532 amino acids.
AUGUCGGGAACGGUAAUUCGCGUUGAACCGCUUAAUGCGGAAAACUACGAUACAUGGAAGCUCCAAAUGAAAGCUAUUCUCGUGAAAAACGAUUUAUGGUCAUAUAUCGAAGGUACUGCGUCGUGUCCAACGGGCGAAGGGGCUGCAAAAUGGAUCAGCUUUUAUCAGAAAGCGUGUGCUGAUAUAAUGCUAUCAGUAAGUGCAUCAGAAUUAAGAUUAAUUGCAGAAUGCACAAACUCAAAGGAAAUAUGGAUAAACCUACAAGCCACAUAUUCAUCAAAAGGGCCUGCGCGCAAGGCGACGUUGCUGAAAAAGGUUGCACAUUCGCGCAUGAAAGAGGGUGAGAAGGUUCGAGAACAUCUAAACGAUUUCUUCGAAGCCGUUGUGAAAUUAAAAGAAAUUGACGUCACCAUCGGGGAUGAGCUUCUUGCUAUCCUGCUCUUAUACAGUCUACCCGACUCUUUCAACACUUUCAGCUCAAUAAAAGAAAAUUAUUGGUGCCUAGAUAGUGGAUGUACUGCCCAUUUAAGUGCAAACCGUGAAUAUUUUACAGACUUUCAAAAAUCGAAUAAAGUGCUUAACUUAGCAAACGAUAACACAACAAAUAUAAACGGCGUCGAUAAAAUGAAAAUAACUGUAGACGUAGACGGUCGUGAUAAUAAUAUUGAUCUUAAAGAAGUCCUAUAUGUCGAAGACUUGCGUACAAGUCUACUUUCUGUAUCAAGAAUAGUAGACAGCAGAUAUGAAGUGCAUUUUCGCCCUUCACAUGCAAUCGUAUUGGAUAAAUAUCAGAAGGUUUUAAAUCGAGCGAAAAGAUGUGGAAAUCUUUUUAUUGCUGAAAAUAAAAAUCAUUUUGCACAAGUUGCUGAAGAAAAAUGUGACAUUGAAAAGUGGCACCAGAAAAUGGGCCACAUAAAUGAAAAUGAUCUUAAAAAAUUGGCUAGUAAUAACCUACAAUACAAAAGAGCAGUAGAAACAUUUACGGGUAAACGAAUUAAUGCUUUACAAUCAGUCAAUGGUAGAGAAUACGUUAAUUCUGAAUUUAUUUUAUUCUUGAGGAAAUUUGGUAUACAAAGACGCUUAACUGCUCCAUAUACGCCGGAGCAAAAUGGUAUUGCUGAACGUAAAAACAGAACUCUAGUUGAAAUGGCCCGUUGCAUGAUGAAACAAGCUGAAGUUCCGCCAAACUUUUGGAAACCGUCGGUCAAUCCGAAAAUUGUAGAAAAUACAGAUACGCGAGCAGAAAACUCCAUUCGUAGAAGAGGUCGUCCGAGACUUAUUCGCACAAAUUCACGCGGUAGGCCUCGAAAAGAAUAUCACACGUCAAAUCGGAAUGGUGAAGAAUCAUCCAACGAAGACGAAAAUACAAGUUCAGUAAGAAAAAUUACUGAUGAAAACCAAUUAGAUGAUGAACCUGACAACAACGUUUUUGAAGAUUGUGAAAUGGCGUUUCUCACUACAUAUCAAACUCCAGUAACGAUUUUAGAGGCACAUGAAAGCGAUGAAACAAAUUCCUGGUCAAAGGCGCUAGAAGACGAAAUGGUGGCACAACUAAAGAAUAAAACAUGGGAAGUGGUCGAAAGACCGAAAUUACGAUAA